CUUUUAUCUUUCUUUUUCACUCUACUUAAAUUUAGUCUGGAAAACUGCUACAUUGUUUUAGCACAACAUAAACAUGAUGAAAAAGGUUCCCAUUUUCAAGAAAUCCUUUCUUCAGUUCUACCUUGUCUUUUGUUAUUUUGAUCUGAUACUGCAUGGCUUUAUCACGUGGGCUCUCCCCAUGGAGGACCAGGACUACUACCUACAAGAAAUCCUCAAUAGGAAUCACUAUUAUUCUUAUCCGGAUCCCAAUGAGGACUUGUCACCUUUCACGGAGCAACCAAGAGAAAAAGACUUGAAACCUUCUGCAGAAAUAGAAGAAUCUCCAAGAUUCAAACCAGGCAAGAAAGAGUACAAAUCAAAGAAAGCUAUCAAACCAAAAAAGGAUAAAUCAACUCUGGAAACACCUCCAGCUAAAAAUGGUAACAAGAAAGGUGAGAAAAACAAGAAGAGCAAUGAAAAAACACCAGAUGGCGACUAUGAAAGGCGAAACACUGAUAAAGACAGCAGAGAAAGCUGUCCUCCCUUGGGUCUUGAAACUUUAAAAAUUACUGAUUUUCAGCUUCAUGCUUCUACAGUGAAGAGAUAUGGUCUGGGAGCUCACAGAGCACGAUUAAAUAUACAGGCAGGUAUUAAUGAGAAUGAUUUUUAUGACGGUGCAUGGUGUGCAGGACGGAAUGAUCCCUACCAAUGGAUUGAAGUAGAUGCUCGCAGGCUAACAAAGUUCACAGGAGUUAUUACACAGGGAAGAAAUUCUCUUUGGCUGAGUGACUGGGUAACAUCUUACAGAGUUAUGGUGAGCAAUGACAGUCAUGAAUGGAUCACUGUCAAAAAUGGUUCUGGAGACAUGCUUUUUGAAGGCAACAGUGAAAAGGAAAUUCCAGUCCUUAAUGAAUUGCCAGUACCCCUUGUUGCACGUUACAUACGGAUAAACCCUCAGUCCUGGUAUGAGGAAGGAAACAUAUGCAUGAGACUUGAGAUCCUAGGCUGUCCUCUUCCAGACCCCAACAAUUAUUAUCACAGAAGAAAUGAAAUGACUACCACAGACAACUUAGAUUUCAAGCAUCAUAAUUACAAAGAAAUGAGGCAGCUGAUGAAGGUGGUAAAUGAGAUGUGUCCAAAUAUCACAAGAAUUUACAAUAUUGGAAAAAGUCAUCAAGGGCUAAAGCUGUAUGCUGUUGAAAUAUCCGACAAUCCUGGAGAACACGAAGUUGGUGAACCUGAAUUUCGGUACAUGGCAGGGGCUCAUGGGAAUGAGGUGCUUGGGCGUGAGCUACUACUUUUGUUAAUGCAAUUUAUGUGCCAAGAAUAUCUUGCUGGGAAUCUACGCAUUAAGCAUCUCAUCGAGAGUACCAGAAUUCAUCUUCUUCCUUCAAUCAAUCCAGAUGGAUAUGAGAAAGCCUAUGAAGGGGGUUCUGAAUUAGGAGGCUGGUCUUUGGGACGAUGGACUCAGGAAGGUAUUGAUAUCAACAAUAACUUCCCAGAUUUAAAUACACUUCUCUGGGAAUAUGAAGAUCGGAGAAGACUUCUGAGAAAGGUCCCAAAUCAUCAAAUUCCGAUUCCAGAAUGGUAUCUGUCUGAAAAUGCUACAGUAGCUGUGGAAACACGAGCUGUGAUAGCCUGGAUGGAAAAGAAUCCUUUUGUGCUUGGAGGGAAUUUACAAGGAGGAGAACUUGUAGUUGCCUAUCCCUAUGAUAUGGUCCGGUCAGUCUGGAAGACACAGGAGCACACACCAACUCCAGAUGACCAUGUCUUUCGAUGGCUGGCCUAUUCGUAUGCCUCUACUCACCGACUAAUGACCGAUGCUCGGCGAAGAGUAUGCCAUACAGAGGAUUUCCAGAAAGAAGAUGGAACAGUAAACGGAGCUUCCUGGCAUACUGUGGCAGGAAGCAUAAAUGACUUUAGCUAUCUACAUACAAAUUGUUUUGAAUUGUCUAUAUAUGUUGGCUGUGAUAAAUACCCUCAUGAAAGUGAAUUACCAGAAGAAUGGGAAAAUAACCGGGAGUCACUUAUUGUUUUCAUGGAACAGGUGCAUCGUGGAAUUAAAGGCAUAGUCAGAGAUCAACAUGGGAAGGGAAUUCCAAAUGCAAUUAUUUCCAUAGAAGGGGUGAACCAUGAUGUCCGCACAGCAAACAAUGGAGAUUAUUGGCGGCUUCUAAAUCCAGGAGAAUAUGUGGUCAGCGUAAAAUCCGAGGGCUACACCCAGUCUAUGAAAAAUUGUGCCGUAGGAUAUGACAUAGGUGCAACCCAGUGUGAUUUCACAAUCAGCAAAACCAACUUGGCCCGAAUAAAAGAGAUAAUGGAGAAAUUUGGAAAGCAGCCAAUGAGCCUCUCACUUCGACGGCUCAGACAACGAGCAAGGCAGAGACGCCAGCAAUAUAGACUGCUUUCUGCAAUGUAACAAAUAAUGCUAUCAAAACUCUACCUUUAAACUGAAACCCGCUCUUUUAGUAGAAUAUAUAAAUAUUAUAUUUAUAUGGGUAAAUAUUUUUAAUAUGCCCUUUUUUAUUCAAGUUACUGUUAAGAAUUGUAUCUUGAAGAAUAUUUUUGAAUGCACCGUUCAUUGUUUACAUUUGUAAAUUCUUGUGAAAUUAUUGGAAUUAAGAUACUGUCCUCUAGAAAGAUACUAUAAACUAAAAGGUAUAUAUAUAUAGUAUCUCUAAUCCAAAUGGAAAAUAUAUAUCACCAAAAGCCGGAAAGCAAUCCAGACUGAUAAAUUAAUGGAUAAUUGGCUUAUUAUGAUUUUAAACAAAAACUUUUAUGUAAUGAUGGUCUAACUUGUUAUAUUCUGAUGAAGAUUAAAAUUACAUCCAAUUUACAUUCAAUCACAAAAAAAAUGAAAUCACUGCAAGUAGGAUAUUGAUAGUGGACGUGCAACAUUGUUGAUUUAUAACUUUAAUUAGCUCUAUUACUUUACUAAUCUGCUUAUGAUAGUACACUAAAUGCUCUGAAUUAUUACAGUUGAUUUAAGUAAAGCAGUGAAUAGCAAUCACUGUGUAUUUCCUAGUUAGUUGUUGGAAUGUUUUUUGAGCUGUAAUUACCCAUUUUGUUUUUCAAUAAAUGAAACUUUUGUAAUUGGCUAAAUCUAAUACAGCAGCCAUUUUGUAAAUACUGUUUGCAAAUACCAGUAUGUGGUAGCCAUUCUAUGUAAGGAAAAAAUACUGCUCAGAUGUGCUAGCAUUUCUAUCAUUUAAUAUUUUGUUGUGGUCAGUUUGUUACUAGUAGUAGCUUUCCAGGAUUUUAGGCUGGGGACUUUCUCGUCAUCUACCAUUUCCUUAUCUUUUUAAUUGAAGAUCUCAGUUAUUGAACCAAAGUCUUUUUUUCUAGGUGCUCCAUUAAAACAAUGGUGACACUUUUGUGUGGUAUGUAUAACUGUUGGAAAAAGAAAUGACCUCUUUCUACUCUGACAAGGAACCUAUCACAUUCAUGUUUUCAAUAUAGCUAGCAGUGGACUGAAGUUGGCUGGAUUAAAUGAGAUGGUUAUCAUUUGAGAACUCCAACAUCAGAGUGUGAUUCUUUCCUGAAAAAUGAACUAGCACAUUACCACAGUUUAUAUGAGCCCUACAAAGACAGAUAGAUAACAGAUGGACAGAGAGAUAAGACAGAUAUGCAUAGAUUGAAUACUUUCACAUACAGUGUCUUCUUUAUGGAAUUUCUACAUAGGAAACUACUUAAAAUAUACCCAUUCAAAAUAUUUAAAAUAGUAAAAAAAUCCCUGGCUGAAUCAUUGUAAACAAACAUUCUUGGCAUCAUAUAAUUUCUUGUAUUCAAAUAUCUUUGCAAAAGGUUAGAAUGUAGAAUUAAAUUGCUUUGUUUUCCUUUAACGUGUCAAGAGAGAUUCUAAACAAUAAAGCUGUGCCUGAAGGCAGUGAAUCCAUUAUGCUUAAUGCAAUCGUGCAACCAUGCAGAUGUGAGUCAAGAAUUCUAAGUGUCCAAAGACUUGUUCUCAUUCAGGCAGGCUUUAUCACCUAAAUUCACUAUCAUUUGUCAGAAUUUGUUACUAGUGGAUUGCUGCCUUGUUCGGAAGGCAUUUAUUUAGUGUGGUAUGUGAACUUAGAUUUUUGUAUAGACUGCUUCAAUCAUUUCUACUCAUUCCCCUGACUCCUUUAUCAGGUGUUUAUCAUAUUUUAUCAUGAGGUGUACUGAUUUAAUGGAUCAAUGUCUUUAUCAGCUCAUCUAAUGAAUUUAUCAGCCUUCUUGCUUAAGGAGAUGGCUAUGCACUGUGGAAAUGUAUAUAAGCUGCAAAAUAUACUUACUUUCCUAAUUUCACUAAUCUCCACUGAUCUUACCUCUAUAAGUCAAAACAACUGAGAUAUCUCCCAUUGCCCUUAUAUCAGCCUGGAAGUCUAUUGUUUUAUCUUUCUGCCCAACUUCCCUUUACUGAAGAAUUCAUGUGAUGUUUUCAAUUUUCUCUAAAAAUAGUAUGUGGAGAUAAGAAUGUCACCUUUACUUAAGUCCAGUCAACAUAUUAUUAUCCCAUCCCAUCAACUAGGAGUAAAAUGCAAUGUAUUGACAUAUGCUAAAGAUGAGUCACCUAUAUUUUCUUAUAUCUUUUGGGCUCUGUAUAUUAAUCCCUGGUUUGUAAUUAGUUGUCUGGAUAAGAUACAAGAGUUAACAUUACCAAUAAAUGAAAAGAAGACAAGAAAUUUACAAACCUUCAGAUGUGAUUAUUAUUGCAGAUGUUAUGGUCUAUUUAGGUUGCUAUGUUGCAUUAAAUACUUCAAUAUACUGCUAACCAUCAUACAAAUUCUUAGAUGUGAAAUAAAUGAGUA
Molecule: messenger RNA, 4769 nt
Organism: Notechis scutatus (mainland tiger snake)
Lineage: Eukaryota; Metazoa; Chordata; Lepidosauria; Squamata; Elapidae
Gene: CPXM2
Product: carboxypeptidase X, M14 family member 2
Biological process (GO): proteolysis
Molecular function (GO): metallocarboxypeptidase activity; zinc ion binding
Source: RefSeq, a predicted model, not a curated record